UGACUGUUUAGUGACGGGCCACGAGUCUUACAGAGUUUAGUUCAAAAGACGCGACCGAUCUGUGAACCUGUGUCUAAUCUCUCGUUGAGAGCUGAAUAACAAUGGCCUAUACCUGGGAUAACAGAGUUGCUUUCGUCGUGAGAUACCUUUACGAUAUCGACAACAACGGCUACCUUGACUCACACGACUUCCAAUGUCUCGCUUUGCGGACGUGUGUCCUCGAAGGCAAAGGUGACUGCAGUGCGGCCCGGCUUCAGAAAUACCAGAACAUCAUGAUCAACCUCUGGGAGGAGAUCUCUAGGCUCGCCGACUUCGAUAAGGUGCCAGACUAUGACGGCACAGUUACGGUAGAAGAAUUUAAGCAAGCUGUGAAAAACACUUGCGUCGGAAAGAAAUACGAAGAUUUUCCCCAAGCAAUGAAGGCGUUUAUCGAAACUAACUUUAGGAUGAUAGACAUCAAUGCUGAUGGUCUGAUGGGGAUUGAGGAGUUCCGUUAUGACUGCAUUCAACGUAUGGUCGUGGAAGACAUUAAAGUCAUUGAUGACGCUUACAACUCAUUGUUAAACGAUGACGAUAGAAGAAAAGGUGGCAUUUCCUUAUCGAAAUAUCAAGAACUCUUCGCACAGUUCUUGGCUGACCAGAACGAAAACUGCCCUGCCAGCCUACUUUUCGGCCCAUUAGAACUUUAAUAAUCAUUAAGAUUUAAGUUAAUAUCUAUUUGAGUGACUGACUUUUUAUUUUAAUAUUUUCGUUGGAUUAUAUACUUAUUGAAGUGUGGUAAUAGUAAGUUUAAUAGACAAAUUGAAUCCGCGGAGUUCUAAUGUUUCUUGUUAUGUACGCGUGAACUUCUUUCAUUUACUAGGCCUCAGAAUGGAAUGCUUUUUCGCUAGCUUUUAAGCGAGGCGGUAAGAUUGAAAAACGACAGGAUUUCGACAUACGGUGUUCAUACAUAUCGUUGUCUGGUCUCUAUGCGUUCUGAUACUCACAUAUGAAAUGUUGUCCAACGAAAAUAAUCGAAACCAUAAAUAAAAUAACAUCAUAAUACUUAAAAUAUCACAGAGAUGCGGGGCUUAAAAUAGAUGCGUUCCGAAAAUCUAUUGCAAAUUCUAUUAUUGCAUUGUUCAUGUUAAAAAUAAAGUGUGAAAUAUGUUUGAAGAUACAUCUUAGAUAUAUUACGCUAGUUUUAGUUUUGUUUGUUUUCUUGAAUUUUCCGUCCUUAAAGUUUUUAUGGAAUGUUACUGUUUAAAUUAAAAUGUACUUCUAAGCAUUCAAAUAAUCAUGAUAAUAAUAUAAGUGUGCCGUAUAUGGCAAGUUGAUUCUUGGCAUAGCCAUUAUUAUGUCAAUAUUUCGAUAAACAUCAGAAUUAUCUUUUAAAAA
Messenger RNA from Pieris napi, 1377 nucleotides. It is a transcript of the gene Scp1, whose product is annotated as sarcoplasmic calcium-binding protein 1. The transcript is spliced from 4 exons. Gene Ontology annotation, molecular function: calcium ion binding. Lineage: Eukaryota; Metazoa; Arthropoda; Insecta; Lepidoptera; Pieridae. The coding region runs from base 102 to 689 and encodes 195 amino acids. The record is from RefSeq and is a predicted model, not a curated record.